GCCACAUUCAAACGUCGUUCGUAGAAUGAAGACCGAGUGAGUAAAAUUCUGAACAAACCUAUGGCUACAGCGGCACCGGAAGCAAGAUUUCUUACGUCUGAAGACAGCAGUCUUAGAGAUUCGCAGCUAAACAAGAGUUUGACGAGCAUAGAAUGGCUCAACGAGCUAGAGCCGACCUCUCUGCUAACGUCACAACUUACGUCAUCGCGUGCAAACCCUUGCAAACGCCCUGCAGCGUCUGACGCCAAUGCAGAGCCUGCAAAGAAGCGCAAGUCUACGGAGAGCACGGGCACGACGCCUCCUCAUCUGCAGAAGCCGCCGUUUAGCUAUGCAACGCUCAUAGCAUUUGCAAUCAACAGUGGCCCGGAUAAACGUAUGACACUGAGUCAGAUCUAUGAAUGGUUGGAGACGAACUUUCCGUUUUUCAAAACGGCGAAAUCGGCUUGGAAAAAUUCUAUUCGUCACAAUCUCUCCCUUCGUAACACUUUCGUCCGUGAAAGACGCCUCCCACACGACCUAGGCAAAGGCUCCUACUGGAUGAUCCGACCAGGAGAAGAAGAGAAAGUCCUUCAGACGACAUUCCGUGAGCUUCGACAGCAGCAAUCAUACAGACAAAUCCAACUGCACCCACAACUACAAGCAAAAGGAACGACAAAGUUCACUCCGAUAUUGCCACGCAUGCCAGUCAUUCCACUACAACUGGACUAUGGAAAUUCUUUCACGUCGAUGAUCAACCAACAUUUACUACAACAACAACAACAACAACAACAACAAAUGUAUCUCAACGUCCCACUUAGUCUAGAUGCGAGACCGAGAGAACGUCUCAUUAUGCCCAACGGGUCAACAACGCCAGUUCAUCAUCCACAUCCGAGUGAACACACGAGGGACGAAUUAAUCAUGCACGAAUGCAAAGUGGUCGGAGAGGGAGGCGAGGGGUUGGUGAACGACCACACUUAUUGUAGCAUGCUAUUUCAGUAUAAAAGUGAGCACAUUGACAAUGACAUGUUUGAGCAUCCGGACCCCUAUUUCGGAGACUUCAUAUCCGACAUCAACAGGAGAGACUCGUCGCCAUUCAAUCGGUCGACGCCGACCAAACAAAUCAGUCCAAACUUUUUCUCUCCAAGAGUAUCCCCGGAUGAUGACGUCAUCAAAUCAGAAUUUGGAGAUAUAAAUGCUUCGUUUACAUUUACAUCAAAUGGAUUGAUAUCGACUCCGUGGAAAUACGAUUUUGUCAUGACGUCGUAUCCUAACACGCCGAUACGUACAGGACUGACUCCGACGAGAGGCAUCGACUACGAGGACUACGGUUCACUGAAAAUGUUAGGAUUGUCCGGUCUAACGCCAUUCAAGUCGACCGAAAUCGAGAACGACUCACUCAACGUUUCCGGGCUUGAACGACUGCUUGACAUGUAAAUAUCAUCUUUCUCUUGUUUGGUUGAUAACAAAUUGCGAUGAAGUUUUGUUCAUAUUUAUAUUGCAUAUUUUUAUACAACAGCGGCGAGUACCGUAGUGUACUCCUUUCAAUCGUUUAUAUUCUUGAAUAUUGUGUGUGUAUGUAGCUCAACUGAUCAAACUUCCAUGACAAUAGUAUUGGUUUUUGUUAGUACUUGAAUACAGUAACUGGAUAGGAAAGAAUGUUAGUGUGUACU
Molecule: messenger RNA, 1649 nt
Organism: Corticium candelabrum
Lineage: Eukaryota; Metazoa; Porifera; Homoscleromorpha; Homosclerophorida; Plakinidae
Exons: 3
Coding region: 61-1413 (450 amino acids)
Biological process (GO): regulation of transcription by RNA polymerase II
Cellular component (GO): nucleus
Molecular function (GO): RNA polymerase II cis-regulatory region sequence-specific DNA binding; DNA-binding transcription factor activity, RNA polymerase II-specific
Source: RefSeq, a predicted model, not a curated record